Messenger RNA from Cylas formicarius (sweet potato weevil), 1245 nucleotides. RefSeq names its product NADH dehydrogenase [ubiquinone] 1 alpha subcomplex subunit 5 (gene ND-13B). The coding region runs from base 508 to 879 and encodes 123 amino acids. The transcript is spliced from 2 exons. Gene Ontology annotation, biological process: respiratory electron transport chain. NCBI's taxonomy places the organism in Eukaryota, Metazoa, Arthropoda, Insecta, Coleoptera, Brentidae. The record is from RefSeq and is a predicted model, not a curated record.
CUUCGCAAUCUCACGGAAUGCAAACAAUAACCCGCAACACUCGAAUGCACGGUUCACCGAGAAAUGCCGAAAAGAUAUUUCUUAAAAUAUUACUGUACCCCAAAACUAUGUUUAUUUUAAAUGAAGCCCUUCUACUAAUCGAUAUUCUGACAGAGCGCGGGGCGAGAAAUGCGGUUUUUUAAGAAAACAUCGGGCUCACAUCUGGUUGCUUAUUGCGUCUACAUAUUAAAAUUUUAUAGGGUAGCUUAAAAAAUAUAUAUGCGUCUUACACAAUUGUCAUGUAAUAGGUAUUUUACAUACAGGAGUAGAAAAAAAUAUUUAAUUUCGUGAAAAUCUGAACUUUAGUUCUUAUUUAUUUUGAUAAAUCGAUUUUCAUCAAGUAAAAGCUACCUCAGUAUAAUUAAUAAAAAAGAAUAAGUUCUUUUAUCUAUGCUCUACCUAACCUCUAAUUGAAGACAUUGAAAAUAAUUUUGAUUACAUAAAUAUUUAGAGAAAUAAAACAGAAUUAUGUCAGGAAUUUUUAAGAAAAGCACUGGGUUGACUGGGCUAAUAGUGGCCAAAAAUCCCCAUCAAACGUUAUCUGUACUUUACGGCAAAAUUUUAAGAACUCUUCAAAAGAUGCCAGAAAGUGCAGCAUAUAGAAAAAACACGGAAUUAAUAAUUAAAGAAAGAUCAAAUAUUCUGCAGUCGACCUCAGCAGUUGAAGAAGUAGAAAAGAAGAUAAAUUGCGGACAAAUUGAAGAGGUAAUUGUUCAGGCUGAAAAUGAAUUAAUCUUGGCUAGAAAAAUGUUAACUUGGCGGCCAUGGGAACCUUUGGUAAAUCGCGCCCCAUCUUCGCAGUGGACGUGGCCACCUGCUCAACGGAUUGAACAACAUUGAGUUGUGUGUCAUUUGUAAAUGGUCUGUAGUUUAUAUUUGAAUUGCGAAAAAUGUGUCAUUAAGAAUUUUGAUUAAAACAAUAAAUUAUUUCAGCGCAAAGAAUAUAUGGAACAAUCAACUGAGUCAUCCCAAAUACUAAUAUUUAGAGAGUAGCAAUGUAUAUAACUCAUUAAACCUAUAUAAUAGAGCAAUUUUCAACUUGCCUGUUACAGUAAAUAACAAUAAAAUUCAAGACAGGUGUAUUUAAUACAAAAUUAUGGCUUUAAAUGAUUGCGCAAGUAAAAGCAAGAACAUUAUGCUAUACCAAAAAAUCAGAAGUAUUAUGAAGACUGUAAGGAGUUAUGAAGGGAACUUGUUAGAAUAUUU